Struthio camelus australis is the source of this 1711-nucleotide messenger RNA. RefSeq names its product caspase 10 (gene CASP10). Gene Ontology annotation, molecular function: protein binding. The record is from RefSeq and is a predicted model, not a curated record. Gene Ontology annotation, biological process: regulation of apoptotic process; proteolysis. NCBI's taxonomy places the organism in Eukaryota, Metazoa, Chordata, Aves, Struthioniformes, Struthionidae.
AUAGACUGUUCCAGAAACCCAGUAACAGUAAGGUGAACACUGGAUCAGGCUGCAGAGAGCAUCCCCAGCAACAUGGGGGAUGAUAUCAGCUUGAAAUUCCGUCAGCAGCUUCUACUCAUUGAAGAAAACCUGGGUACCGAAGAUGUAGCAGCUUUAAAAUUUCUCUGCAUUGACCUGAUCCCCUUCAAAAAAUUGGAAAGUGUGCAGUCAGCACUGGACAUCUUUCAGUUUCUUAUGGCUGAAGAGUAUCUGAGUGAGGAGGAUACUUUCCUACUAGCUGAGCUCUUAUACAGAAUUAAAUGUCACUUCUUGCUCAAAAAACUUGGCUAUACCAAGGAGAGAGUGCAAGAAUAUCUGCCUGAGAAGGGAAGAGUGUCUUCAUACAGGCAGAUGCUGUAUGAAUUGGCAGAGAACGUUACCAGCGAGAUGUUAAAGGAAAUCAUAUUCCUCCUGAGGAACCAGCUACCAAAGCGACAGACAACUAUUUCUGCUCUGGAGUUGCUGAUUUUAUUGGAAAAACAGGGUCUUUUAACUGAAAAUAAUGUACAAGUGCUGGAGGAACUCUGUAUGAGUGUUUCACCUGAUCUCUUGGAAGCAAUAAGCAGCUAUAAAAGGGAAAAAGUGUCUCUACCGCAGCAAGAGAACACUCUGCCAGUCAAGGAAUCUGUGCUGCCUCACACUGGAGAUACCAGACUGUUCACUUCCCCACAGGAGACCUCUGUCAAAGCUGUCAGUUCUAAUAUUAAUGAUCAUUAUGGUGGAGAGCCUGGGAGCCUAUGGGAGCAUGUUGGGAAUGUGCGCCCCAUACCUAUCAGACCAGGUGACAAAGCAGCUAAUGUUAUACAAGGCGUCUCUGAAAUGAACUUGGAGCUGCGUGCAAAGUUCAUCAAUGCAGAGAAUGAAUCCAAGAAUUUGACAAGCUACAAAAUGGAUGGACCACAGAGAGGAUUUUGUCUUGUUAUUAAUAAUGUUAAAUUUGAUGGGGAUCUUCAGGAGAGAAAGGGUUCUUGCAAAGAUGCUGAGGAACUGAAUCAAGUAUUCACGUGGCUUGGUCUUGACGUGACGAUUCACAGAGAUCUAACAUCUGAGCAAAUUAAAGAUCUCAUGCAGGCUUGGCAGAAUUUGGAAGAUCACAAAGACAGGGACUGUUUUAUUUGCUGUAUUCUAUCUCAUGGAGAGUCAGGAGCAAUCUAUGGGACAGAUGGGGAGCGUGUAUCAAUCCGCACGAUCAUGUCCUACUUCACUGCCCAACAAUGUCCAGCGCUUGCUGAAAAGCCCAAACUCUUUUUUAUUCAGGCAUGUCAAGGUAAAGAGAUACAGCGUGCUGUCUGUGUUGAACCUGAUGCACAAAUUCCUGACUUGUCUUCUAUGCAACAGAGAAUUUCUCCUUCUGAAAGUAUUCCUGAAGAAGCUGAUUUCCUCCUAGGCAUGGCCACAACCGACGGCUACGCCUCUUUCCGGCAUGUUCAACAGGGGACUUGGUAUAUUCAGGCCCUGUGCAGUAAGCUACAGCUGUUAGUACCCAGGGGUGAAGAUAUUUUGUCCAUUCUUACAGAAGUUAAUGACGAUGUGAGCAGGCGUGCUGACAGCUUGGGAACAAAGAAGCAGAUGCCCCAGCCAGCUUAUACCUUAAGAAGAAAAUUUAUAUUCCCGGUGCCUAGAGACCCUCCUCCCUCACAGCAACACUGAGGCUUUCUGAAUACAUCCUUUC